AUGAGCGGAGUGUUGAAGAGGAAGUACGAAGAGCUGGGGGAUGACAGCACCUACUGCUCCUCCUCCUCCUGCUCCCCCCUCUCCUCCUCGGCAUCCUCAGGCUGGGAGUCGGACGAGGAGAGCUCCCGUGGAGAGCCCAAGCCCAGCUCUGCCUUAACGCCCAGCUUCACCCCCGCGUCUAUCCUGAAGAAAUCCAAGCGACUAAAGAAGAACAAUGUGGAGUUUGACCGGGUCACUGUGUUUUACUUCCCACGCUGCCAGGGGUUCACGAGUGUGCCUAGUCGCGGGGGCUGUACCCUGGGGAUGGUGAGCAAACACAGCUCCUCCCGGCAGUUCACGCUAGCGGAGUUCUCGAAGGAGCAGGAAAACGUUCGUCGGGGGAAACUCGAAGAGAAAUUGAAAGAGGAGAAGUUGGAAGCGUUGAAAUGGAAAUUAACCAUGAAUGGCACAAAGGAGUCAGAGGAGGCCAACCAGCUCACCAUCGAAGACAUCUCCGACGACGACAUCGACGUCAGCAACGUGGACCUGGAGGAAGGCUUCUUCCUCCAGCCCUACCCCGCCAAGAAGAGACGCGCGCUGCUGAAAGCCGUGGGGGUGAAGAAGAUCGACAAGGAGGAGAAGCGGGAGCUGCACAACAUCCGUCUGUCCCGGGAGGACUGCGGCUGCGACUGCCGGGAGGUCUGCGACCCAGAGACCUGCAGCUGCAGCUUGGCAGACUCAGAUGCUGGGGAAGAGGGUGGCCGCGGCCAGGGUGACCUGAGCUGCUUCCACCCCGCUGACUUCUUCAUCGAGGACCACAGCGGCGAGGCCAAGCCUGUCCCGGGCCACUUGUCCCACCUCUCCGAGUGCCUGGACGAGAACGCCAACCAGGACGGCGGGGCUUUGCUGGAGGAUGCUGCCCACGCGCGCUGCGACGGGCUGUCCUGCUGCGCCUCGUCCCCCGCCGAGCCCUGCUCCAAGAGCUACGCCGACCUCAGCCUUUCCUCUGACUCCUUGGAUUUCUUCCAGUCCUUCUCGGACUAUAACUUGGGACCCCUUUACAACUCCUUAAAGGAGUACGAGAACCUCGAUAACUUCUCAGCGUUACAGUUUCAGUUGCCGAAUUUCCCCGGCUUCCCGCAAGCCGGAGAUCAGGGCUCCUGUUUCUUGGAGUCCCUCAUCGGUUUGUCUGAAUCCGUCCCCGAAACCCCGGCCCCUUUCACAGACAAUCAGCUUUUGGAGGAUGCCAUCAAGUCAUCGCUGAUGGAGACGGUGAAAGUGUGA
Molecule: messenger RNA, 1263 nt
Organism: Opisthocomus hoazin
Lineage: Eukaryota; Metazoa; Chordata; Aves; Opisthocomiformes; Opisthocomidae
Source: RefSeq, a predicted model, not a curated record